Molecule: messenger RNA, 933 nt
Organism: Postia placenta MAD-698-R-SB12
Lineage: Eukaryota; Fungi; Basidiomycota; Agaricomycetes; Polyporales; Adustoporiaceae
Exons: 7
Coding region: 1-933 (310 amino acids)
Biological process (GO): activation of GTPase activity
Molecular function (GO): GTPase activator activity
Source: RefSeq, a predicted model, not a curated record
AUGUCUUCCUCAUCUUCAUCCUCGUCUGCCGCUGCGACGGCCCAUUCAUUCAAUAAAAUUCUCAACCAGUUCAAGCUCUCAUCGAAGAUACGAACUAUACAUGAUAUUGAAGAGUCUGUAAAGAAGCUCCGGCGACUAAUCCUCGUCGACGGAAUCCCAUCUGCGGAUACAUCCCUGCGCCCUAGGAUAUGGAAGAUCCUACUACGCGUACAGGACGUGUCGGCAGACACAUUCCUGGAGUACGUCGCACGAGGACCAUGCGAGGUUCGAGAGAAGAUCCGGAAUGAUACUUUCAGAACUCUAGCAACAGAUCGCGGGUUCAAGGAACGGGUGAGAGAAGACAUGCUAGUGCGCCUCCUAGACGCGUUUGUAUGGCGGAAUUAUGACAGACAAGACUCAGAGACGCAUCAAUUCGGCUUCACGUACGUGCAGGGAAUGAAUGUCCUUGCUGCACCUUUCUUGUAUACAAUGCCGUCCGAGCUGGAGGCGUUCUUUUGUUUUGCCAAGUUCAUUGAGGAGUCAUGUCCCCUCUAUGUACAACCAACUCUUGAGGGACUGCUUGACCGUUGCCUUAAGAUCGUGGAUCCGGAGCUAUAUGCCUAUCUGCGUAGCAAAAAUUUGUCCGCAGAGAUCUAUGCGUUCCCAUCGAUAUUGACAUUAUGCGCAUGUACACCCCCACUCGACCAGGUUUUGCAGCUCUGGGACUUCCUCUUGGCGUUUGGGGUGCACCUCAACGUACUUUGUGUCAUCGCACAACUCCUCCUUAUGCGAGAUGAGGUCAUGAACUCUUCGAGUCCCAUGCGCCUACUUCGCACGUUCCCUCCGCUUGAAGCUCUGCCGGUCAUUGGCAUUGCUGUUACCCUAGUCCGUGAUCUCCCGACAGACCUUUAUGACGAGCUUGUACGCCAUCCGUACGCCGUGCAAGACCAGUAG